AUGGAGCUGAGCAUCUGCUGUGAACAAGCUCCUGAGCACAACGCGAUAAGCCAGCUGGCUGUCACAAAUUCCACUAUUUACUUUGAUGAAAAUUUUAGCCCUCCUGGAAACUGCAUCUCCUAUGAUGAGCUGAAAGAGCUGAAGACUGAAUUUGCCAUCAAUCUCUAUCGGCAUGUAUCCGAAGCAGAGAACAGAACCAAUCUGGUAGUCUCACCAGCAAGUGUGGCUGUUUCUUUAGAGCUGCUGCAGUUUGGAGCACAAGGAAAUACCUUUACAGAGCUGCAGGAUGCCCUAGGAUACAACAUUAAUGAUCGAAGUGUGCAGGACUUCUUGCACGUGGUGUACGAAGGAGAGACCGAUUCCAGCCAAGGUACGGUGGUUCAACUGGCAUGUUCCUUCUUCGUGGAUGCAGGUGUGCAGCUCUCACCCCGCUUUGCUGCACAUGCUGCACGCUGGGCAAACAUCAGCCUGCAGCAAACCAACUUCACUGACCCCAACAGAACCACAGCCCAAAUACAGGAAUGGAUCACCAGUAACCUUGGAGAUGGGGGUGUGCAUGGCAUGCCGUUGGAGAGCGCUGGGUCACCACUCAGCCAGGUUGCCCUGGUGAGCACCAUGUACUUCAAAAGCAUGUGGCAAAAGAAAUUUUCCUUUAUGGAUACCCAGAUGUUGUCUUUUACCACGGCGGAGGGCUCAAACCUGAAAGUGCCCACAAUGCACCACACAGCCGAAGUUAACUACGGCCAGUUCCAGACUGCAGCUCUGGAAGCUUUCAGCGUGGUCGAGUUACCCUACCUGGGGGAGAAACUCAGCAUGUUCCUAGUGCUUCCCAGCCACAAAAGAACACCUUUGUCCCAGAUUGAGUCUCACCUUUCUGCCAAAACCAUAACCCUCUGGGCCAACAGCUUAAAGAGAAUGAAGAUGGACAUUUUUCUACCUAGGUUCAGUAUUCAAAGCCUUUUUGACCUAAAGACAGUUUUUUCUUCCUUGGGAAUUAGAGACGCAUUUGAUCCCAUCACUGCUAAUUUUAAAGGUAUUUCAGAGCAAGUUAGUCUUUAUAUUUCAGAAGCUAUUCACAAAGCAGAGAUUGAAGUAACAGAAGAUGGUACAAAGGCAUCAGGAGCUACAGCGAUGGUUUUACUAAAAAGAUCUCGAACGCCUAUUUUCAAAGCAGACAGACCGUUCACGUUUUUCCUGAGACACGCCAAUACAGGUACAGACGCUCUCCGCUUCAGUAGCAGAAUCCUUCACAAGCAGCACUGA
Messenger RNA from Antrostomus carolinensis (chuck-will's-widow), 1263 nucleotides. It is a transcript of the gene SERPINE3, whose product is annotated as serpin family E member 3. Bases 1 to 1263 code for a protein of 420 amino acids. Lineage: Eukaryota; Metazoa; Chordata; Aves; Caprimulgiformes; Caprimulgidae. The record is from RefSeq and is a predicted model, not a curated record. Gene Ontology annotation, molecular function: serine-type endopeptidase inhibitor activity. Gene Ontology annotation, biological process: negative regulation of endopeptidase activity. The transcript is spliced from 8 exons.